AUCCAGACUUCCUCCGGCGGUGGCUAGAGGCUGCGCAUUUGGGGCUUUAACAUACAAAGGGAUUGGCAGGACCAGCGGCCACAGGCAGCGGCGGCGGCUGCGGCGUGGCUGAGCUACGGAGGCCGGACCUUACGCCGCUGAGCCGGGGUCAGCAGAGCCAACCGAGCGGAGUGCGCCCUCCGAGCGCAGCCCUGCGCCGCAGAGCAGGCGCCAGACAGGCGGCGACGCGGCCACACGCACCGAGCCAGCGACCCCCGGGCGUAGCGCGGGGCCCGGGACCGCAAUGAUGGAAGCGCAAGGGGCCCGGGGCGCGCUUGCCGGUGCCCUGCGGACGCUGUGCGUCCUAGGCUGCCUGUUGGGCCGCGCCGCCGCCGCGCCAUCGCCCAUCAUCAAGUUUCCCGGCGACGUCGCCCCCAAAACGGACAAAGAGCUGGCUGUGCAAUACUUGAACACCUUCUACGGCUGUCCCAAGGAGAGCUGCAACCUGUUUGUGCUGAAGGACACACUGAAGAAGAUGCAGAAGUUCUUCGGACUGCCCCAGACAGGCGAACUUGACCAGAACACCAUUGAGACCAUGAGGAAACCACGCUGCGGCAACCCUGACGUGGCCAACUACAACUUCUUCCCCCGCAAGCCCAAGUGGGACAAAACCCAGAUCACAUACAGGAUCAUUGGCUACACGCCUGAUCUGGAUCCUGAGACGGUGGAUGAUGCCUUCGCCCGAGCCUUCCAAGUCUGGAGUGACGUGACCCCCUUGCGGUUUUCUCGCAUCCACGAUGGAGAGGCUGACAUCAUGAUCAACUUUGGCCGCUGGGAGCAUGGAGACGGGUACCCCUUUGAUGGCAAGGACGGACUCCUGGCACAUGCCUUUGCCCCAGGCCCUGGAGUUGGGGGAGACUCCCACUUUGACGACGAUGAGCUGUGGACCCUGGGAGAAGGGCAGGUGGUCCGUGUGAAGUAUGGGAACGCUGAUGGGGAGUACUGCAAGUUCCCCUUCCUGUUCAAUGGCAAGGAGUACAGCAGCUGCACAGACACGGGCCGCAGUGAUGGCUUCCUCUGGUGUUCCACCACCUACAACUUCGACAAGGACGGCAAGUAUGGCUUCUGCCCCCACGAAGCCCUGUUCACCAUGGGUGGCAACGCCGACGGACAGCCCUGCAAGUUCCCGUUCCGCUUCCAGGGCACGACCUAUGACGGCUGCACCACCGAGGGCCGUACGGACGGCUACCGCUGGUGCGGCACCACCGACGACUACGACCGGGACAAGAAGUACGGCUUCUGCCCCGAGACAGCCAUGUCAACGGUCGGCGGGAACUCAGAAGGUGCCCCCUGCGUCUUCCCCUUCACCUUCUUGGGCAACAAGCACGAGAGCUGCACCAGCACCGGCCGCAAUGACGGGAAGAUAUGGUGUGCGACCACGAGCAGCUAUGAUGAUGACCGCAAGUGGGGCUUCUGCCCGGACCAAGGGUACAGCCUGUUCCUCGUGGCAGCCCACGAGUUUGGCCAUGCGAUGGGGCUGGAGCACUCAGAGGACCCUGGAGCCCUAAUGGCGCCCAUUUACACCUACACCAAGAACUUCCGCCUGUCCCACGAUGACAUCAAGGGCAUUCAAGAGCUCUAUGGGGCCUCCCCUGACACUGGCACCGGCCCCACCCCCACGCUGGGACCCAUCACUCCUGAGAUCUGCAAACAGGACAUUAUCUUUGAUGGCAUCGCUCAGAUCCGUGGGGAAAUCUUCUUCUUCAAGGACCGGUUCAUUUGGCGGACAGUGACACUGCAUGACAAACCCAUGGGACCCCUGCUGGUGGCCACAUUCUGGCCUGAGCUCCCGGAAAAGAUCGAUGCUGUAUACGAGGCCCCGCAGGAGGAGAAGACUGUGUUCUUUGCAGGGAAUGAGUACUGGGUCUAUUCAGCCAGCACCCUGGAGCGUGGGUACCCCAAGCCACUGACCAGCCUGGGGCUACCUCCUGAUGUCCAGCGAGUGGAUGCUGCCUUUAACUGGAGCAAGAACAAGAAGACAUACAUCUUUGUUGGGGACAGGUUCUGGAGAUACAAUGAAGUAAAGAAGAAAAUGGAUCCCGGCUACCCCAGGUUGAUCGGAGAUGCCUGGAAUGCCAUCCCUGAUAACCUAAACGCUGCUGUGGACCUGCAGGGCGGUGGACACAGCUACUUCUUCCAGGGAGAAUAUUACCUGAAGCUGGAGAACCAAAAUCUGAAGACCGUCAGGUUUGGAAGCGUCAAACACGACUGGCUGGGCUGCUGAGCUGACCCCCAGCUCCUGCAGGCCCUUCCUCUCCGUCACCUUCCACACACUGGGUCCUGAGCACCAGGGAAGGACCUGGACGGGCCUGGCAGCCCCACCUCUAGCUCUGUACUUAAUCAGCAUUCUCAUUUCCACCUGGUAAUUUAAGAUUCUGGAGGGCAGCUCCAUCCUGGGCCUAAGGAAAGGUGCUGAUUAUACCCAUUCCAUCUGCCCCUUCUCCCUCCAAUCCCACCGGCCCUCAAGAGCCACCCCAAAGAGGUGCUUUGAUAUUCUCAAGGCAGUCUUGCCUUGAGCUGCCCUGGUGGUGCCCUGUCUUCAGAGUCUUCUCUCUCCACAACCUUCUGUGGCUCUCAGCACCCUUGGAGCCAACCGAGACUAUCUUGAGAGCCCACUGGUGGCCCGACAGCCUGGCCUGGCAUAGAGCAGUGGGAUAGGGGCAGGGCCAGGUGGCCACCCAGACACCUGGAUUCUUACUGCUGGCUGCCUUAGAACCUUCCAGACAUUAGCAGUUUGCUUUUUAUGCACUUUGUUCUUUUUAUUUUGACCGUUUUGUUUUUCCACUUUGAAAUUGCAUUUCUGGACAGAAGGCCUCAGGUUGUCUGAAGUUACUGCACAAUUCAUCUCAGCCCACAUAGCGAUGGUUUCCUUGUUCACUCUAUUUAGUAUGUGCCUAGCCUGUCACUUCCUCUACUGGAUGGAGGAAAACCAAGCCAUGGCUCCCUGCUCAGCCCUCCCCUCCUCUCCUUUCAACAAUUCCCCAUGGGAAAUGUCAACAAGUAUGAAUAAAGACACCAUUUGAGUG
This is a messenger RNA of Trichechus manatus latirostris (Florida manatee), 3065 nucleotides long. RefSeq names its product matrix metallopeptidase 2 (gene MMP2). The transcript is spliced from 13 exons. Gene Ontology annotation, cellular component: extracellular matrix. Gene Ontology annotation, molecular function: metalloendopeptidase activity; zinc ion binding. Gene Ontology annotation, biological process: extracellular matrix organization; tissue remodeling; response to hypoxia. Lineage: Eukaryota; Metazoa; Chordata; Mammalia; Sirenia; Trichechidae. The coding region runs from base 284 to 2263 and encodes 659 amino acids. The record is from RefSeq and is a predicted model, not a curated record.